AUGUUCAUCAGCAGCAACAACAACAACGUCCUCAACAACAACAACCGCAAAAAUAUAAGCCAUCACAACAAAUUAUUCCGCAAAAACGACAGAGGCGAGAUUAUACAACACAAAGCCAACAACAAACACAACAACAGCAAAUGCCACAACAACAAAUACACCAAUCACAACAACAUCUACACCUUAGACUGCAGAAACGUUCCCUGCAACAACAACAACAACAUCUUCACGGUUUUAGAAAACCAACGUCACAUCGUAACGUGCACCAGUCGUUCAUACUCCCCUCACCAACACAUGCACAUCUCUCUGGCUGAUCGUGACAUCACUACCUAUUUCGACGAGAUCCGUCUGCAGUCGUAUUCCGGAAGUGAGGGCUUCUACGUCAUCCAACACACCGUCACGAGACGUUGCGUCAAUUUGACAUUUUCCUUUUCCGACGAUGCCCAGAUGAUCCGGUGUUCGGUUACUAACAAGGGAUUUCCUGUUGCUAAUCUCACCGAAAGAUUUCUCAAUGACUGCAGUGACGGAAGGAUGGAGACGAAAUUUUUUAUUCGUCACGUGCAACAGCAUAACUUUCGCUACUACAAGGUCAUCUCUGAGAAUGCCAUGGGCACGAACCAUACACGCGUACUACUGUCGCAAUCUUUCAGACACAUUUCUUACGAAUCACACUUUCAAGCCGACAACCCAAACGGGCGUUUGAAGCCGACAAGUGGUAGCGGUAGUGGUAGUGGCCAGGAUAUGCCCGUGAUCAGAUCCGCCCCGGAUCAACCAUCCUAUUCCUCGUCAUCCUCGUCAUUUCCGUCAUCUUCACCAGCAUCGUUGACGUUCUUCGUGACGUCAUUUUUGACAAUUUUGUCGUUGUUAGAGGAUGGUAGGAGGACAGAAACAUGUUUGUCGGGGUGUAUCGUGCUCAAAUUAACGUCAUUUCUUGUUUAUUUAUUUUGUCGUAACGCCAACAUUGUCAUCUGUACCAUUGUAAAAUUCAAAAAUUUCAACAUCAUUGCCACUGGCAAAUUAACAUUCCGUAUUAUCAAUACUCUCCUAGUACCCGUCACCAUCUCUAUCGUUUUUGUUAAUCAUUUGUUCGUCUUUAGAUUUGUGCAGUUCAUUAUUUCAUUCGCAUUUAAAGUAUUCAAAGUCGAUGUCACAUUUCCUUUUAGAUAA
Molecule: messenger RNA, 1167 nt
Organism: Helobdella robusta
Lineage: Eukaryota; Metazoa; Annelida; Clitellata; Rhynchobdellida; Glossiphoniidae
Exons: 5
Coding region: 1-1167 (388 amino acids)
Source: RefSeq, a predicted model, not a curated record